AUGGAUCUUGAGGAGAUCAAGGACGACCUUGAAGAACUCUACAAUGCCCGUUCAACUUUCUGGGUUGAGGACAUCCCAUGUUUUCGAAAUCCUCACUCAAAUAUCCUGUGGAAAUUUGGCCCGAUAUUCACAGAACGUGAGCUCGAGGGAUCAUACGAACGCGAAUGGCUCCUAGAAGCAUGUGGUACAUGUGUCGCAACGCAAGUUGAAGGACCUAACCCGGGUCUCCAAGGAGUCGCAAAGAUAAGAAUACAGCUUCCUGAUGAUGGCAGAGAUCCUUCAACGACGGAGCCGAAACCGUCCAGCACACGCGUUGCAAAGGAGUUUAACAACCAUGACAGGCUCACCAAACUUGGCGCUUCUUGUACCCCAAAGCUACUAGACUAUGCGCUUGUAACUCAGCAAGAGGGGGAUCCAGUUCCAGGCGGCUUCCUUUCCAUCCUUAUAAUGGAACGAUUACCCGGACGCAACCUGGUAAAUUUUGGUGACCUACCCAUGUCCGAAAGGGAUCAAGUGCGAUUGGCUUUUGCAAAAACAAUUAGGGAAUUCUAUGCUUUGAAAUUCAUUCAUAUUGAUCCGGACAGGCGCAACCUAAUGUGGGACCCUGAGAAAAAGAAGUGCUAUAUCAUCGACCUCGAAGAUGCUUGUCAACUAGGUGAUAAGUGUGCGCCGAAGCGGUUUAUUCCCGCAUUGGAUUUUCGCUUCUGGGGAGUGGCUGGACCCGGGAUUAAUUGUAACUCAUGUGGUUUGGAUCCAAUGGUUCCAUAUGGCGACAAUACCCCUGUGGACCCAGAUGACGCGACGCUCGAGAAGAUGGCUGCCGAUGCAGUUGGCAAGGAAUUGGUGUUCGGACAAUAA
Molecule: messenger RNA, 858 nt
Organism: Histoplasma capsulatum G186AR
Lineage: Eukaryota; Fungi; Ascomycota; Eurotiomycetes; Onygenales; Ajellomycetaceae
Exons: 4
Coding region: 1-858 (285 amino acids)
Source: RefSeq, a predicted model, not a curated record